AUGGAGCUUCGCCGUAUCUUUCCUGUCUUGGUCCUGCUCCUUCUCUUCACUUCGCUUCUUCCCCUCGCUUCCUCUCGAGAAAUACUACAGUCGCAAGCAAAAGGUUGCUCAUGUAGACCAUGGCUCAGCUGCAGCAAGAAGUCGUGGAACGAGGUGAAGGGAAUGACGGCGCAGGCGGCUCGCGAUUACAUCGAGGCCGCCACGCCGCAGUGCGACCGAGAGUUUGUGACGAUCAAGAGUGGGUCUUAUUUUCCCGCGGUAUAUUUCGCCGAUCGCGUUCAAAUAAUUGUGGACAAUAACGGGAUUGCUUUGGGUGCAUGGGUUGGGUAA
This is a messenger RNA of Closterium sp. Yama58-4, 330 nucleotides long. NCBI's taxonomy places the organism in Eukaryota, Viridiplantae, Streptophyta, Zygnematophyceae, Desmidiales, Closteriaceae. The record is from the annotation of a GenBank genome assembly.